CUUGUGGCCAUAAAAUUGCAUUUAUGGUUGUUCUAGGUUUUAUGUGCAGAAGCAACACUUCUGCUCUGCUGUUGUUUUGAGUCUGAUUUUGGGACGGUGAAAAGGGACCCAAAACUGUAAUGCACAAAGGAAGUGAAUCAGCCAUCUAAACAAAAAUGUUACAAUAUGUUACUGGUUUAAGCGGAAGUAUGAUGUUUGAUUGUCCAUUCUUAAGAUUUUAAAUAAUCUUUGGUAGGUAUUUGAAGAUUAGCACUUACAGUGUGCAUCACUUUUUGAGGAAAGUGUUGGUGCUAACACUUGUGGUGGCGGGAGAGAUAACUGUUAGAUGGUGACUGCUUUUUUAAAGUAAAUUUGGAAGACAAAAAAAAUUCACAGUAUAACGAUGUAAUAAAUGGUUAUAAAAAAAUCUGUUUAAAGUGGCAAUGCUUAUCAUUCCAAUAUAGUAAGAGGUGUGUGUAUUAUAUUAGCCUGGUAAGCACUUUAAAAAUUAGACUUUCACACUAUCACAACAUGACACUACACAAUUUGUCAUUUGACUGAGUUGUUAGGCCUAAAUUACCUGCAAUUAUGUGAAAUGAUUUCUUGUUUUUAGCUAAAUCAAUCAUAAAUCAAGUUUCAUAAAGUUUCCAGUCAUGACAAAUUAUUUUCUGUACAUGAACAAGUAACAGGAGGCGUACUUUUACUUCACAUAGUUGGUAAAACCAAAGUCAUUUGAGAAAUGUAAAGUUUUGUACGUUUUAUUCUGAAAACCCAGUCUCCCAACAUGGCGGACACGAUGACGUAUUGCAGCAAUCUUUGGUCUAUGUAUAUCUGCUGAACACAUAUAAUCUUAAUCGCAUUUUAAAUUAUUCUUUAAAUACAGAGUAUUAAAAUGAAUACAUUUAUUACUUGUUUAAAUCUUUCACAUUUUUAAAUUCAGUUUCGAUAACUUACAUUAACCUACUGACAUUAUUUGUACACACGACAAACAUUAUAAAACAUACAAUUGUUCCUACCUGUAAUCAAUACAGAUGAAGGUUUAUUUAUGAAGAAAAAGCGCUUUAAUAAAGCAAAUUCAAGACUUCUCUCCUCAAAGACGCGAAAACAAACAAUUCUCGUGGGAAUUGGCCAAUCGCGUUUAUCCACUGACGCUGUAACUUGGCAUUUGGAGUUCCAUUGUGACGUAACGAUUUUAUCUGUCCUUAAAACAAGCAUAACGCGUCUUACUUUGCUCAUUCUGCAACUCGCUCGUUUACGGCUUACGGUUAUUGACUAACUUCAGUUGACUUGCGGUGAAGAUGGGUCAGAAUAUCUGUGGAUGCGUUAAAGCUGACAGCGGAGACGAUUCUAGUAGCGUGUACGGAGCGCUCCAACGUACACCUGCACGAUCGACCGCGAAUUCGCGAGAUUGUUUACCUCCACCAGUCGGUUCAACUGAUGGAGACGGAUCUGCUAGAAGAGAUGGAGUGAAGAAAAGGACAUUUUGGAAUUGGAGGAAAGGUCGAAAAGCAGGUCAGAGUGCUAAUGAAGUAGCUGUUGUGCCCGCUGACAACAGUACCGAAGGUGAGACUUCAGGACAGCAGGUCAGUGUCGAGGUCCACCUCAAUCAGGAAACUCUUGUCAGUGAACCUGAUGGAGAUGGAAGCGGUAAGAGAGAUGAAGUGAAGAAGAAGAAGAAGAAGAAGAAGAGAUUUUGGAAGUGGAGAAAAGGUCGGGAAGCUACUGAAGUAGCUGUUGUGCCUGCUGACAACAGUACCGAAGGUGAGACUUCAGGACAGCAGGUCAGUGUCGAGGUCCACCUCAAUCAGGAAACUCUUGUCAGUGAACCUGAUGGAGAUGGAAGCGGUAAGAGAGAUGAAGUGAAGAAGAAGAAGAAGAGAUUUUGGAAGUGGAGAAAAGGUCGGGAAGCUACUGAAGUAGCUGUUGUGCCCGCUGACAACAGUACCGAAGAUGAGAUUUCAGUACAGCAGGUCAAUGUAGCGGUCCUACCAUCUCUAGACCGCUCCAUGUCCAACUCCAGUGAGGACAGCUUCCACACGCCAGCUCUUUCUGUGGCUGAUUUGCUUGUCGGCAACCGUCAGUCUCCGGUCCGGUCUGUGUCUGACUCGAGUGAGGACAGCUUCCACACACCAACCCUUUCUCUGGCUGACUUGCUUGUCGGCAACCGUCAGUCUCCGGUCCGGUCUGUGUCUGACUCGAGUGAGGACAGCUUCCACACACCAACCCUUUCUCUGGCUGACUUGCUUGUCGGCAUCCCCCAGUCCCUGGACCAGCCCGUGUCUGACCCGAGUAUUGACAACAUCCAGACUCCGGUUCAGUCAGGGUCCAACCUAAGUGAUGUCUCCCAACCUUCAGUCAGUUCGAGGGUGUUGUUCCAGGGUGACGACCUGAAUGUGGACAUUAAGAAUGUAGAAGUAAACUCCUGCCAGUAUAAAAUCAUCAAAAUGUUGGGGGAAGGAGCUUAUGGAACGGUUUUUGAUGGGACCCGUGUGAGAGAUGGCUUGAAGGUGGCAGUGAAAUUGGUCAAAAAGUCCGUGGACAUUGAUUAUAUCAGCAUUCCCUGUCAUCCUGAACCUCUUCCACGGGAGAUCGCUCUUCUGAUCCUCGCGACUAACGGAACCCCAGUUCCUGAAAUCAUCCAGCUUCUGGACUGGGAGGACAAAUCUGACCACUAUGUCAUGGUCCUAGAAUGUCCUUCUCCAUGCCAGGAUUUACAUUGCUUUGUUUGUAGCAAAGGAGGAACAGUCACAGAGGCUUUGGCACAGAUUAUCAUGUGGCAGGCAACCACAGCUGCAUCUGAAUGCUGCGAGCGUGGCGUUUUCCAACGGGACAUAAAACUGAAUAACUUACUUAUUAACACAGACACGCUAGAUGUCAAACUCAUCGACUUUGGGUGUGGAGACAUUUGGAAGAAAUCGAAAUACAAGCAGUACUUAGGCACAUUGGAGUACUGCUGCCCUGAAUUCUACAACAAGUACGAGUGCCACGCAGAGCCAGCGACAGUGUGGUCACUUGGGGUGACGUUGUUUGCGAUGCUGUUUGGGUUCUUACCUGACUUCCACAACCUGGACCAGAUGAAAAAGAAGUGGUCCAGAAGUGGCUUGUCCAAAGAAUGCUGCAGCUUGAUCCAGUCGUGUCUGGAGAUGGAUCCAAACAAGCGUAUUAGUCUGAAAGAUGUUCUUCUCCACGAAUGGUUUGAGGAUUUUUUAAGGCUGGGCUAAUACGGGGGAUUGAUGAUGCAAUGGAGCGUCCGAGCAUGCAUGGCCCCUCCCCUAUCACUAGAGGGCCUGCCAUCAGAUGUCUGCGCAAUCACGAGCACAGGGUUGUAAGCUCUCACACACAUGCUUUCAGGCUCUCUCACGCUCUCACUCUGCACAAAUCUCAAAACUCUUAGGCCGUGUUCACACUUGACUUCUUUUUUGAAGCUGCUAGCGUCUUUUUUAUAUUAUAAUUAGGGAUGCACCGAUAUGUACAUUUCAAUGCAUUUAAUUAACCGAUAACAAUAACCGAUACUUCUUUAACAUUGAAAGCCAAUAACCGAUAUAUUGGCUGAUAUACAGUAUCUAAAUAUUAAUAUAAAAUUCCCUAAGACUUAGACAAAAGUCUUUCACAACAGAAAGACAGUAUUGUGCUGUAUUUUAACUGUGAGCAGCGUGUAGCUAAAAAAGUUUAACCAGAUGAAAUGAUUUAUGAUUUAUCGGCUACAAUAU
Triplophysa rosa is the source of this 3689-nucleotide messenger RNA. RefSeq lists its product as uncharacterized. The transcript is spliced from 10 exons. Gene Ontology annotation, molecular function: protein serine/threonine kinase activity; ATP binding. Gene Ontology annotation, cellular component: cytoplasm. NCBI's taxonomy places the organism in Eukaryota, Metazoa, Chordata, Actinopteri, Cypriniformes, Nemacheilidae. Bases 1278 to 3200 code for a protein of 640 amino acids. Gene Ontology annotation, biological process: regulation of mitotic cell cycle; negative regulation of apoptotic process; protein autophosphorylation. The record is from RefSeq and is a predicted model, not a curated record.